Molecule: messenger RNA, 3012 nt
Organism: Pneumocystis jirovecii RU7
Lineage: Eukaryota; Fungi; Ascomycota; Pneumocystomycetes; Pneumocystales; Pneumocystaceae
Exons: 1
Source: RefSeq, a predicted model, not a curated record
UUGGCGCGGGCGGUGGCGCGGGCGGUUAAGCGGCGGGCACAAGCGGCACAAGCAGUGCAAAGUGUAUAUGAUGAUGAGGAUAAUUUUUUAGCGUUCAUCUUAAAAGAUAAGUUAGAAGAAACAGAAUGCAAAGAAAAAUUGAAAGAAUAUUGCGAAGAGUUGGAAAAAGCAUCACUAGACGUGGAGAAAGUACAUAAAACGCUUAAAAGUUUAUGUGAAAAUGGAAAAACAAAUAAAGUAAAUGCAAAAUGUCAAGGUCUGAAAACCAGAGUUACGGGGAAAUGUACAAAUUUUAAAACAAAAUUUGAAAAAUUGGUGAAAAAAGAUGCCUCGGAUUUGACAGAUGAGGAUUGCAAAGAAAAUGAACAACAAUGCCUAUUUUUGGAGGGAGCAUGCCCUGAUGAUCUUAAAGAAAAAUGUAGUGACUUAAGAAAUAAAUGUUAUAAGAAAAAGCGUGACAGAGUAGCAGAAGAAGUUCUUUUAAGAGCACUUAAUGGUAAUCUUGAAAAUCAAGAUAAGUGUAAAGAGAAGAUUGAAAACGUUUGUCGUACAUUGGGUCAAGAAAGUAACGAGUUGAUGCAAAGAUGUCUUAAUACAGACUCUUUAUGCACAUCUUUAGUAACAUUAGCAGAAAAAAAGUGUACUUCUCUGAAAACAGAAAUAGGAAGAGUACUAGCUACUGAUAACGAAUUAGGAAAAAAAGGACAUUCUUUGCUUAAACAAUGCCACUUUUAUGGACAAAACUGCAAAAGUUCAAAUAAACCAGAAUGUGAAAAACUCAUAAAUAACUCUAAAGAAAAAAAAAUUACCUACAAAGGGCCAGGUUUAGAUUUUGAUCCUACAAGACCAGAGGCUACGCUGGCAGAAAAAAUAGGAUUGGAGGAACUUUAUAAGGAAGCGGCAACACAAGGAGUUCUGAUUAGAAGAGCACUGGAAGGAGAUAUUGUUGAUUUAUUAGUGUUUUUGUCAGGGAAGAAGUCUUUUAGUGAGACUCAAUGCAAGGAAGUGUUCACUACUAAAUGUGAUUCUAUUAAAUAUUUGGCAGAAAAUAUAGAAAAAUUAUGUGGAAAUAAAACAGAACGUGAAAAUAGAUGUAAAGAAUUUGAUGAAGAAUUCAAAAAAAAAAAGACCUCUCUGACUGCAAAAUUUAAAAGUAAACAAUUUGAAGAAGAAAUCGCAUUAUGGGGUGAAUUACCAAGUCUCCUUACUGAAAAUGACUGUAUAAGAUUACAAUCAGACUGUUUUUAUUUUGAAGGUCAAACACCUCUUGAUAAAUGGUGUAAGAAUAUUAAGGCAGCAUGUUAUAAAAAAGGCCUUGAUGCGCUAGCAAAUCAAGCACUACAAGACAAAAUGCGAGGAAAAUUCCAUUAUACAAAUGAUACAUGGCUUGAAACGCUUCAAAAGGAGUUAGUAAAAGUAUGCAUAAAUUUGAAAGGAGAGAGUGAUGAGUUAUUUGUAUUAUGCGUGAAACCAACAGAAGGAGCCAACGCAGUAUUAAUGGAUUUGUAUGUAAAGAUAGACCUAUUACAAGAAGAUUUGAAUGAGAAACGAGAUUUUCCUACGAAGCAAGAUUGCGAGGAAUUACUGAAGAAAUGUCAAGAUUUAGAACAAGAUUCAGAAGAAAUCAAAUGGCCCUGCCAUACGUUGAAACAUCAUUGUAAUAGGCUGGAGAUUGCAAGACAACUGGAAGAGAGGUUGUUGGAAGAAAAAGUGAAGGAUUUGGACAAGUUCGAUUUAUGUUUAGAAAAUCUAAAAGAACAAUGUCAUAAAUGGAGUAGAAGAGGAAGAGCGCAAUUUUCUUUUGCAUGUGUAGCACAGAAUACUACUUGCAAAAUUCUUACAGAAAGUGUAGGGUCUAAGUGUACUACAUUGAAAGCACGUAUGAAAAUAAGUGGUGUUAUGAAUAAAGCGAAAAAGAAUGACGAAAAAGAAUCAACCUGCAGUUCCUGGGCACCUUAUUGCAGCAAAUUUAUGUCAAGUUGCCAGAAUCUAACGACUUCUGGUGGCGGAGAAUGUGACGAACUUGAAAAGCAAUGUGAACCAUAUCGUACACAAAGAGAUCGUGAAGAUCAAGCUAUGCUUGAGCUUAAAGGAAAGCUUAAUAAUAAAAACAACUGUAUGACAACUCUUAACCAAUAUUGCACACAAUGGGCGAAUGCAACCAAUGGACUUGAAACUUUGUGCAAAAAAAAAGGUGAAGAGGACAAAAACGUUAGAAAUAAACUCUGCGAGAAACUGGUUAAACGAGUGAAAAGAAAAUGCAAAGGACUAUUAGAAAAACUCGAAAAGGUUAAAAACGAAAUAGAAGAAAAAAAUGAAGAAUAUGAGGAUAUUAAAAAGAAAGCAGAAGAAGCAAUGGAAAAAGCGAAUCUUGUUUUAGCAUUAAAAACAACGAAUAAUAAAUCAGUAGAUAAUGCAGCUUCUAAUACACCUAAGAAUGGAAAAGACGUACCACAAUUUAAACUUGUAAGAAGAAAUACAAAACUGCAAGUAACAGAAGAAGAACUGAAUGCCUUUGAUUUGGUAUCACAAGCGUUCAGUUUGUAUGUAGAGUUAAAGGAGAUAUGCCAUCAUUCACUGAAGGAUUGUGAUUUCAAAAAAGAGUGUGAGUGUGUCGAUUCAUGCAAAACGAUAGAAAGUAAAUGCCAUGGAUUGAGACCACUGGAAGUGAAACCAUACGAAGCAACAACUAAAAAUGUAACAACCACAACUACAACCACCACCACCACCACCACAACCGUUACAGAUCCAAAAGCAGCAGAAUGUAAGUCUCUACAGACGACAGACACGUGGGUCACAAAGACGUCGACUCAUACCAGCACAUCCACAACCACAUCCACAGUCACGUCAAGAAUAACACUCACUUCGACAAGAAGAUGUAAACCGACCAAGUGUACGACAGGAGAGGAGGAUGAUGCAGGAGAGGUGAAGCCGAGUGAGGGGCUGAGGAUGAGUGGGUGGAGUGUGAUGAGGGGGGUGCUAGUGGUAAUGAUGAUUUCAUUCAUGAUUUAG